This is a messenger RNA of Nasonia vitripennis (jewel wasp), 6481 nucleotides long. It is a transcript of the gene spas, whose product is annotated as spastin. Bases 906 to 3113 code for a protein of 735 amino acids. The transcript is spliced from 9 exons. The record is from RefSeq and is a predicted model, not a curated record. Gene Ontology annotation, molecular function: ATP hydrolysis activity; ATP binding; microtubule severing ATPase activity. Gene Ontology annotation, cellular component: microtubule cytoskeleton. NCBI's taxonomy places the organism in Eukaryota, Metazoa, Arthropoda, Insecta, Hymenoptera, Pteromalidae.
UACUCUUUUUCGACGAUCUGCGCAUCUGACUCGCGCGCCUUCGCAAGUUCGAAUUGCCUAUAUACAUCACUCUCCCUCUCUACUACUGCGCUGUCUCCACUCUCCAGUCUCCAUUCGCGAGGGUAGUCGACUCGACCCUCUCAUACAAUAUCUACUUACACUUACAACGUAUACGCACACUGCAUCGCACACUCGAGAGUCGAGACAUCGCACCAGAUUGACUUAAGACGGGGGUGUGCGCAACUAUAUAAGUAUACUUGACCAGUGCAAAGUGCGCGCUCUAUCAGCCCUUUCUCUGAAGGUGUUUUCUUUCACAUCACGCGUCUAGUCUAUAAGUAUACAGUCUACUGCAGACGAACACAAUAAUAGGCUGACAACAGCAGCAGACAGCCGUGAGAGGAUAGUGUUCGCUUCGCGCGCGCGGUUAACGAUCCGAGGGAGAGAGAUGGUGGACAGUGUAUAUAGUAGACGUACCGGGUGAGAAAGAGAGAAGCCGAGAGAGGCAUAAUUGCACGAGGAAUAGCCUACUGCUCUAACUCGUUGUUCAGUGUGUAUACGCAUUCUGUAUAGGCUCGGCGAAUAUCGAAAUUCGAUCGUCGCGAGCGAAGCUCCUCUGGCAGCUCGUUUGCUAGCUCAGUUAGCCAAGGAAUGGGAGGUGAAUCCUUACGAGUCCGUGUGGAGGAUCUAGGAAGAUCCAGCCGCUAAGGAGAAGCAGCUCGGCGUCCUCGUCGUCGACGGGACUCAAGCUUGCCGAUAUCCAGCCUGGUCUGCGCUCACGUCGGGGAUGUCGGAGCGGUUCGGUUCAGCCGUCGCACCGUCCGCGCUCAGUAUCGCCGAGGAGAUCGUCCUGCCAGAAGCAGCAGCUCACGCCGCAGCUACAGCGAAGACUAAAGCAGUCUUGGGAGAUGUCUUACAGCGAUGGCGGUGGCAGUGGACGUUCCUCACGUAAGGGUAGUAGAUCCCCUAAAAAGUUGCGUGUAACCAAAUCUGAAAACAGUGACAAGACAGUGACCAGUGUUAGUUAUGGCCACCACCACCACCAUCAUCAUCAUCACAGAUCUGUAGAAGGCCAUCAACCCUCUGUGCAUAAGAGGAAUCUUUAUAUUGUUUCCUUUCCAUUGAUACUUUUGUUCAACAUACUUAGAACCGUUAUUUAUCAGUUGUACGUGAUUUUCAAGUAUAUUUAUGCUUCAACGUCGCAUUUGAUAUACAGAAAGCAUUCCAGUAGAAAUACUUGCCGGCUAGAAAUUGUAGUUGAUCGUGAAGCUGUUACUAACGGGCAUAAAAGUGACAUUGAAGAAAUGUCACACAAUACAAGAAGACCACCAGGUCCUGGCCCUGGAGAUCCCUUAUUAGCAAAACAAAAGCAUCAUCAUCGCAGAGCCUUUGAAUACAUUAGCAAAGCAUUGAAGAUUGAUGAGGAAAAUGAAGGACAUAAGGAAAUGGCAAUUGAACUAUACAAGAAAGGAAUCGACGAACUGGAGAAAGGCAUAGCGGUAGAAUGCAACGGCGGUCGCGGCGAAGUUUGGGAAAGAGCACAAAGACUCAACGAUAAAAUGAAGACCAAUUUGGCAAUGGCCAAGGACAGGCUUGAUUUCCUUGCAAGUGUGUGUGAGCUGGAAAAUCUGGAAAUCACGGACGAUGAAAAGCCGCUCGUCGUACCUCUGAGACAGAGCGAUGCCAACGCGGAGCGAACGCUGCAGCAGCAGCAGCGCGACAAAGCGGACAUCAAGAGCCUGAGGCAUCAUCGCAAUAAUGCGCAUACCCUAAUGACGAACGCUCAGACUCUCUCGGACGCGAAUAACAGUCAGAAACAAAAAAACAAUGCACAAACAUUGAACACCGUACAGAGUACGUAUAAGCAGCUUUCCAGGCCCGCUCUACAGUAUACGCGUACUGCUAAAACUAACAUUGCUCGCGCCUCUGAAGCCUCGGGCCGCAAAUUUCCUGUAUUGGGCAAACGAAUGCCGGGGAGCGCGAUGAACAAGAGCCAGACACUACCUCGAAGCAUGGGUCGUUCGCCGGCGGUGCUGCCCUGCCAUCGGCCUUCGCUAAUUAAACCCUCGCUAACGCCGCCCUCGGUCAAGCGGCAGCUAUCGGUGCCCGGCAGCGAGUCGCCCCUCCGGAGGCGGCCAACCACACCGAAUAACGUCGGUGUCGGCAGUGCGGCUAACAGUAAUAAGGGCACGCCCGUGAGGAAGCUGCCCCAGAUGAAAGGGGUCGAGCCGAAACUCGCGCAGGUCAUUCUAGACGAGAUACUCGAGGGCGGGGCGCCCGUUCUUUGGGAUGACAUCGCUGGACAAGAGACUGCCAAGCAGGCCUUGCAGGAAAUGGUAAUACUACCAUCUCUUCGUCCAGAGUUGUUCACCGGUCUUCGCACCCCAGCGCGUGGUCUUCUGCUUUUUGGUCCUCCGGGUAACGGCAAGACCCUACUGGCUCGUGCCGUUGCCACUCAGUGCAACGCUACCUUUUUCUCGAUCUCAGCGGCCAGCUUGACUUCCAAAUACGUUGGAGAUGGUGAAAAGCUCGUACGCGCACUUUUUGCAAUCGCUCGUGAAUUGCAACCGUCUGUCAUCUUCAUCGAUGAGGUAGACUCGCUGCUUAGCGAACGCAAAGACAACGAGCACGAGGCUUCGAGACGUCUGAAAACGGAAUUUCUAGUGGAGUUCGAUGGUCUUCCUUGUAGUCCUGAAGAGAGGAUACUCGUCAUGGCCGCGACCAACCGACCGCAGGAGCUCGACGAAGCCGCCCUCAGGCGGUUCUCCAAGAGAGUCUACGUUACAUUGCCUGACUAUCAGACGAGAAUCAUUUUGUUAAAACGAUUGUUAGCUAAGCACAACGAUCCACUCACUGAAGAAGAGUUGAAUCAGAUGUCGAUGCUGACGGAGGGCUAUUCCGGCAGUGAUUUAACGGGCCUAGCAAAAGAUGCCGCGCUUGGUCCUAUUAGAGAGCUCAAUGUGGAGCAAGUUAAAGAUAUGUCCUUAAGCGCGGUACGCAAUAUAACGCAGCAAGAUUUUAUCGACUCGUUGAAGAAAAUUCGCAAGUCGGUUUCGCCGGGAAGCUUGGCAGCCUAUGAAAAAUGGAGUCUCGAAUACGGUGACGUGAGCCUCUGAUCAAAAAACGUAAGUAUAAGGAUAACGUCGGGUUAGUUUUCGCGCAAGUCGGUUUCGCCGGUAGCGUGCACAAUUUUUUAAACGUAAAAACUUAAACCGAUUGUCUUAAAUCGUAUUGCUGCUGAUUGGGAUACCCAGAAAUAUUUUAAAAUCGUAAUGGUAUCUCAUGCUUUCAUAUUUUUCGAACUUACAGAGGUAAAUAAAACCACGCGCAAGCAGUAACACGUUUAGAAAUCGAUAAAAGAUAAACUUCAUUGUAAAAAAAAAUAAAGAAAAAACAAUUUUUGAUCUUGGAGACUACGAGUACUCUAAAUGAAUCAACACAAGUCAAGAUUUACAAAUGCAACCUUGCACGUCCAUUUCAGAUAAUAAAUAAAUCGUAAAGGAAAAUGCAAAAUACUCGUUCGAAAUGUAGCAAAUGUUUUCGGUAGACCGUCAGGAAAGCCUUUUACUUAGGACUUGUAGUGAAGUUUAUGUGAUUUUUCGCAAGGCAACGCACGAGAAAAAAAAUGAAAACCCGUAAAUUAUUUUACUCGCGGUUACAGAUACUUGGCUUAUCAGAUUUGAUGCAUGGUUCUACAAAACAACGAAACGAUUGAGAUAUGUCGCGAUGAAUGAUUUAUUAUCAUACGAAAUACAAAAAAAAAACAGAAUAGGACGCUAUAACUUGCAAGGUAUUUUUUAUUCUAUAUACUUAUAUAAAUCGUUCUGAUAAUCAAAUGCGAUGACGAAUGACCGAAUACCAGUGCAAAAGUUUUAAAUGCUAUAAAAAUUCAUCGCAGUUGAUAGAAGUGUGUACUUAAUACAAAUACAUCUGUCCAAAAGGUAUAUUUUUUAUCAUUCUUAUAACAAUAACUAGUCUUGGGAUAUUUAUUGUUUAUUAGUGAAUGAAAUUGUCAUUUUUCCUUCAUUGGCAUCAUCUGAACAAAUUAGUACAUUGUGCAACAAGGGGAGAAAAUAAGCUAUUUUUAGCGAGGGUGAGGUGUUCAGCACGAAUUGGAGUAAAGGGCGUCUAAGGUGCCUGAAACGGAGACGAGUGCUGAAGACACCUCACCCGAGUUUGAAAUAGCUUUUCUUCCCACAUGUUCCACAUCUUAUUUUUUCCAACGAGCGCAUAAACGGUCCUUUUUCGUUCCUGAUAAUGGGAGAGGUAAUUGUACAUUUUGAGUCGUGUACAAUAUACAUAAAAAUGGAAAAUAAAAAUGAAAUUUUGAAGUAAAAAGUGGAUCCAUUUCUCACCUCUAAACAGGUGAGAAAUGGACCCAUUUCUCACCUAGGGAAGAAAUAACUCAUUUCUCACCUCUAAACAUGUGAGAAAUGGAUCCAUUUCUCCCCUAGGGAAAAAAUAUUCACUUCUCACCUGUUAACAAUUGAGAAAUGUUUCUUAACACUUUGAAAAAUAAGCUCAAAAUGUUCAAUUUUCUCUCCCACUUUCAAGCAUGAAAGAGGACCGAUUUCAUGCGUGUGUUGGGAAAAAUUUCUUACUUGUGCUAUAACUAUCUAAAUAUGUUGUAUUGUAAAAUUAUUUAUAAUAAAUGUUGGAUUCAAAUAACAUUAAAGUUGCAUUGGAGGUAUCUCUAUGUUUUUUUGUACUUGUGGAGGUUUACUGAAUAUAAGUAAAUAUAGUUAAUUAAAUGUUCUAAACUCUAGUAUUGAUAUUAAUUCAAAUACUGAGCACUAAUUAAUAAUCACAUGGAGAAUAUUUUUUUAAUACAUUCAAUAUAGAUUAUAUUAAAUAAAAAUUAUAGCACAAAUAAGAAAUCAUGUUAUUUCAAUGAAAGAAAUAAUGUCUAUAUUUGAAUAUACACUUGAAAUAUUUUGAAUCCUGCAUUCCAAAAUAAUUAGUUAAAGGUAUUGAACAAGUAUGUUAUAUUGUUGGUAUUUAUUUAUUUGUACAGUUAAAGUUCAGACUUUAUUAGAUUGCGAAUAUAAGUUUUUGCCAAAUAGCGGUGCAUAUUUCAAGUUGCCAUAAUCUUUUUUUUCUUAAGAAAUAACAUAAUUGUAAAACGGGUACUGUUUUAAAGGGAUAAUGAAUCGCAUGCUCUUGUUGUUCAUAAGUACAAGGAACUAUCUUUACCUUGUAUCUUAGUUUACAAAAGUUUUUACAGUACCCAAAGUAGUAAGUAAGCGUCGUGAUGUCUACUCUGCGCAUGUGAUAAGAGAGGGUGAUAAAUAUAAAAUUUCAUGAGGUCACUUAAUUUGGUUAUAAUCCGUCAGAAAAUUGUAUGUGCGAAGUUAAGAGCAAACAAAGUUUUCACACUGUCUAGAAAAGUUUGCAAAUUGUUGAAAAUAAGGUUGAAAUGAUAAAAAAGGUAAAACAAAAAUCAAGUACAAAACACAUGGAUAAAGUGUUAUGCGGUUGAACUCGCUGACGAAGAAUUUUUGUUAUUACUUUAAUGAUCUCUUAUCGAGCGAUUAGAGGGUUUUCCUCCAAGUUCUUUUUUAUUUAAAUGCUGCGAAUAAUUGCAUUGUGACUGCUUUCUUCUUUUGUAAGUUUUGUAACACGUAUUUCGCUAAGAGCGAAUAAAAAUAUAUAAAUGUACUUUCAAGAAAUGCGUAACGUCAUUGCCUACAUAAAUUUUUAUACGUACAGGGUACGAAAAUAAGAGAUUAAAACAAACUAUUGUCUCUAAUAAGCGCGAUACACGUUGAAAAAAAAUAUCGAUUGAAAUAAAUUUGUAAUUCAACGUAUCUGACGCAGAGACGCACAUGCGUGCUGUCUAGCCUUCCAAUCACAAAACAGUUCUGCCUUGAUCCAAUUAUUUUGCUACUUUUAUAAAUAUAAUUCAUAGCAAUAAUAAGGAUUAUUAAAAGAAAUAAUGCGCAAAAGAAUCACCAGUGAAUAUUAACCGAGAAUUAAAAAAUUAACUAUGCGAAGCAGUUAAAUAAUCUGUGAACUUCCUUUGAAUGUACUUUACGAUAAAGUCGAUUGAAUACCCAUACCCCUGUUGUUUAUAUCCGAUUUGUAUGAAGAAAAAAAUAUGUAUAUGAAAGAUUUAAUUGUAUUUUGUAUAAUUAUGUGGUGCGAUGCAAGUGAAAAUAAUUAUGUAUUGGUUCACGUUUCAAUUUGAGGAACGAGGUGUCUUUCAACGUUAUACAUGUGGCAAUUGUUAGAAACCGAGUAGAAAUGCUCUCGAAUGUGUUGGCUGGAAAAAAAUGUGUAUUAUUGUAGUAUUUUAUCUAGCUAAUAGUUAUAAUUACAGUUUUCAAGACUUCAAUUAAAGCUCGCCGAUGAAGGUGGAAUUGGAAACCUCUUUAUCAAUUGACUAAUUAUUCGAGAAUUUGCUUGAGGCGUAUAAACUGUAACAAGUUAUAUUAUUCAAUUGCUCGAUACAUAAGUUGUAUAUACACAGACACACCUAAAAAAA